CAUCCCUGUCUCUUUCUCUGCUUCUCUUCAUAAGCCCUUUCAAAAUCUCUCUUUCUCUCGAUCCCUCGGCCGCCGGCGAUCCUCCGAUCGCCUUCGUUGCCUCCGCCUCUGUGCCACGCGCUUCCCGAUGGCUUGUGUUGGUUGUCAUGUUGGGGGUUCAUUGAGCUUCUUGGGAAGCCGAGCUGGUAGAAAAUUGGCUGGGAAUCCUUUCUGUUGUGGUGGUUCAAAUUCUUUGGUUUCUUUUGUGGGUCACUCGUCAUGGAAGAGUUUUGCAUCGGUUUGUGUUGUGAAGCCUUUUAUAUGUACUCGAUCAGAAUUCAUUGUCAGUGCUUCUAAGAGAUCUGGUGCAAAUUCGGAUAAAUUCAGCUACUUGAGCAACGCAAAUGGCAGCUUGAAGGUUUCUGAAGAUAGAGUGGUGGUGCUUGUCAUUGGUGGUGGUGGAAGGGAGCAUGCACUUUGCUAUGCCCUGCAGCGAUCUCCAUCCUGUGAUGCAGUCUUUUGCGCCCCUGGUAAUGCUGGGAUUGCUCAGUCUGGUAAUGCAACUUGCAUAUCAGACCUAGACAUUUCUGACAGCCAAGCUGUGAUCUCCUUUUGUCAUAAGUGGGGAGUUGGACUAGUGGUUAUUGGCCCAGAAGCUCCCCUGGUUGCUGGUCUUGCAAAUGACCUUUUUAAGGCUGGAAUCCCAACAUUUGGCCCUUCGUCAGAGGCUGCAGUGUUAGAGGGAUCAAAGGAUUUUAUGAAGAAGUUGUGUGACAAAUAUGACAUUCCUACUGCAAAGUACCAAACUUUCACAGACCCAUCCAAUGCAAAAGAAUACGUGAGGCAGCAAGGAGCACCGAUUGUUGUCAAGGCUGAUGGUUUGGCUGCUGGAAAAGGAGUCAUUGUUGCUAUGACUGUAGAAGAGGCAUUUGAAGCCAUAGAUUCUAUGCUUGUGAGUGGUGCUUUUGGUUCGGCAGGUUCCCGCGUCAUCAUUGAAGAAUUCCUUGAAGGAGAAGAAGCUUCUUUCUUUGCCAUAGUCGAUGGUGAAACAGCCCUACCUCUUGAAUCAGCACAGGACCAUAAAAGAGUUGGUGAUGGAGAUACCGGUCCAAACACUGGUGGAAUGGGGGCAUAUUCCCCAGCACCAGUGUUAACUAAAGAGCUCCAAUCUGUGGUCAUGGAAUCAAUUAUCUACCCAACAGUGAAAGGGAUGGCUGCCGAGGGUUGUAAAUUUGUUGGUGUAUUAUAUGCUGGGCUUAUGAUUGAGAAGAAAACUGGGUUGCCUAAGCUCAUUGAGUACAAUGUGCGGUUUGGAGAUCCUGAAUGCCAGGUGCUGAUGAUGCGGUUGGAGUCUGAUUUGGCACAAGUUCUUCUUGCUGCUUGUAGAGGUGAACUAGACAACGUCUCGCUUAACUGGUCACCCGGAUCAGCCAUGGUUGUUGUGAUGGCGAGUAAGGGCUACCCCGGGUCUUAUAAGAAGGGAACUGUGAUAAAAAACCUCGAAGAGGCUGAACUUGUUGCUCCAAUGGUCAAGAUUUUCCAUGCCGGAACAGCACUGGACUCCGAUAGUAACUUCAUUGCAACCGGGGGUCGGGUCCUCGGGGUUACAGCGAAGGGAAAGGAUUUAGCAGAAGCAAGAAGUAAAGCCUAUGAUGCUGUUGGAGCAAUCAGCUGGCCUGAAGGGUUCUUCCGGCAAGAUAUCGGUUGGAGAGCGCUUCCUGAGCGACAAUCCUCGAGGUAAGCAACCAUGGGGCUUACUAAAUAUCGGAAAGUUUAUGUGGAAAUUAUAUCGCCUAAUGGAGAGGUCGGCGAUAAAAGUUUUUUUGCUUCAAAAAUAAAAGAUGAUAAGGUGCAACAGGUUACACAAAAUGCACACAUUGCUGAGUUUGAUGGCAUUGAGUUGGAGUUGCAAAUAAGUCAAAGAGUAAUUGACUACCUUAGUGUUUGCAAUCCAAAUAGCCUUACAAGCUUCAUCAAUUGCAUCUUAAGUUUUUGUUUUACAAGUGAUAAACAGGGUUGAUGUUUAUCAAUGUGAUAAAUAGUACAAUUCUUGGUGAAUUCUAAAGGUUUUUUUUUU
This is a messenger RNA of Dioscorea cayenensis subsp. rotundata (Guinea yam), 2056 nucleotides long. Its product is annotated as phosphoribosylamine--glycine ligase. Lineage: Eukaryota; Viridiplantae; Streptophyta; Magnoliopsida; Dioscoreales; Dioscoreaceae. Gene Ontology annotation, molecular function: ATP binding; phosphoribosylamine-glycine ligase activity; metal ion binding. The record is from RefSeq and is a predicted model, not a curated record. Gene Ontology annotation, biological process: purine nucleobase biosynthetic process.